Alexandromys fortis (reed vole) is the source of this 1542-nucleotide messenger RNA. It is a transcript of the gene CUNH6orf89, whose product is annotated as chromosome unknown C6orf89 homolog. The record is from RefSeq and is a predicted model, not a curated record. Bases 389 to 1435 code for a protein of 348 amino acids. Gene Ontology annotation, cellular component: Golgi membrane; nucleolus. The transcript is spliced from 10 exons. NCBI's taxonomy places the organism in Eukaryota, Metazoa, Chordata, Mammalia, Rodentia, Cricetidae.
AGUGAGAGCCAAAUCAGUCAAAUGAGAGCGCAGGAAUAUGAUUCAGCAGGUUAGUGAAGGAAUGGAGGCCUGAGGAAGAAGACAAUGUUCGAAAUCCUUCACAAUGAAAAGUUUGGGUGAAAAUAUAGAAAUGAGAGUGUAUCCAUGGGAUGGCUGUUUUCUCUCAAGUUAGGAAGGGCUAGAGCUGCCAAGAGUGCGGAAGCGUUUGAAAAACAAACACAGAACCUCAAGUCUUGCCAGACAGAGAUGCCUGGAAAGACGGCCAUCAGAUCACACGGGUUAAACCACUGUUAAAGAGUCAAGCUCAUUCUUCCGAACUUCCCUCCGAGGCAAAGCUCCUUUCUGCCAGGCUGGACCCUCUUUCUGGAGGGAUUUCGUUUUGGAAGACAUGGAUCUCGCUGCUAAUGAAAUCAGCAUCUAUGAUAAGCUUUCAGAGACCGUUGAUCUGGUGAGACAGACAGGCCAUCAGUGUGGAAUGUCAGAAAAGGCGAUCGAAAAAUUUAUCAGACGGCUGCUGGAGAAGAAUGAACCUCAAAGGGGACCACCCCAGUACCCUCUCCUCUUAGCCAUAUGUAAGGUCCUCCUAACUCUGGGAUUAAUCUUGUUCACUGCCUACUUUAUAAUUCAACCUUUUAGCUCAUUAGCACCCGAGCCAGUGCUUUCGGGAGCUCACACCUGGCGUUCACUCAUCCAUCACAUUCGGCUGAUGUCCUUGCCCAUCGCCAAGAAGUAUCUGUCAGAGACUGAGGGCGUUCCUCUGCAAGAAGAAGAGGAAGACAAACCCUUCCCAGACUUUGACCUCUGGUCAUCAAGUGACUGUGAGCAGAAUGAGUCAGAACCCAUCCCUGCCAACUGCACUGGCUGUGCCCAGGUAUUCCCCCUCAAAGUAACGCUCCUAGAGGACACUCCGAAGACUUUUGAGAGACACCGUCCUCUGGUGAUCAAGGCAGGGAAGCCUCUGUUGUCUUCAAAGAUUCAGCAUUUCUCAUGCCAGUACCCUGAAGCCACAGAGGGCUUCACUGAGGGGUUUCUCACCAAGUGGUGGCGCUGCUUUCCUGAGAGGUGGUUCCCAUUUCCUUACCCAUGGAGGAGACCUCUAAACAGAACACAAAUUUUACGGGAGCUUUUUCCUGUUUUUACCCAACUUCCAUUUCCAAAAGACGCCUCAUUAAACAAGUGCUUCCUGCUCCACCCGGAACCUGUGCUGAGUAGCAAGAUGCGUAAGUUGCACGACCUGUUUGCUAUUGGCAGCGGGAAAGCCAUGCUGCAGCUCAUCCCUCCCUUCCGGUGCCAAAGACACUGUCAGUCCGUGCUCAUGCCGAUAGGACCUGGAGAUAUUGGCUAUGCCAACGCUGCCCACUGGAAGGUCUACGUUGUAGCCAGAGGGAACCAGCCUUUGGUCAUCUGCGAUGGAACCACUGUCUCGGAGCAAUAGGAAACGACUGUCUAUAAGAACUGCUUAAAGAGCUGAAAACCAGGCUGAAAAGAACAGGGAGGAGGAAUAAAAACACUUGGGUCUGUUGCUUAGUUACCUGCCCUGAA